Molecule: messenger RNA, 1836 nt
Organism: Capronia epimyces CBS 606.96
Lineage: Eukaryota; Fungi; Ascomycota; Eurotiomycetes; Chaetothyriales; Herpotrichiellaceae
Exons: 1
Coding region: 1-1836 (611 amino acids)
Source: RefSeq, a predicted model, not a curated record
AUGGACUCAACGCCAUCUCCAACCUUGGAGACAGUGCUGUCAUUGUGGCCGGUUGUCAGCAGUCUAAGCCAGCAUCUUCCCGCCGGGGAUCUGAUCACUCUUUCCAGAAUAAGCGUCGGUCUCCGUGCUCUUCUCCAUGGGUUCGAGAAGCCUCGGGACUGCACCUUGCCCACAGACUGCCAUUUCGUCCGUGAAGGACUGCACAUUGGGAAACAUGGCACGCUGUACUGGCAGCGGCUCAAGCGCCGAGCACCCUUCGAAUGCUCCUCCCGCACUCAUACCAAAGGCCCAUUCCCCAAGCCUUGCCGGUAUUGCUCGAAACCAAUAUGUGACGCCUGCAUCGUCCGCUCUUCGUUCGCCCGGGGCCACGAGAAUACGUUUCAGAAUCGGGCACGCUAUCUCUGCAACAGGUGCUGGGAGACGGGAAAUCCAAGCCAGAGCGAGCGCUUUGUGCUACACCCUCCGAAUGAAGCUCCGCUGAAGCGAAAGUGGUAUGACCCAGAUGGAAGUACCAAGGACUCCUGUACUUGCACUUUGAAGGACGAUGGCUGGCUUUGCCUCGACUGUAAAGAUUUGCAGAACUGGGAAGCCAUCUCCUCAGCAGCUACAAACUGCCACGGGAAGGACUGUAGAGAACCGCUCGAUGCGGACAAGGAACGGAGAAGGAUCUGCCUUUGGUGCGACAAGGCGCUUCCCAGACAGAUAGGUGGCACGACUAGGUACCAUUGGAACCAAAAGAUGGUCGAAGCCCGGGCACGCAAUGCGGCUUCCCGUCAAGCCGACCUAGAGGAAUACAACAAGAGGCGCUUGAAGCUGAUGAGGAUGUCUCGGCGGGAGAUGCGUGGUGACGAGGCGGUCAAAGACGAUCCAGACGCUGACAUUCCCCAGUUCGUCCGACAUCUCGACACUCUCAAUUACCGCAGCUACAUGACCGAAUCAGCCGCUCCGUCGGGGGAUUCUAUCUAUGACUCGAAGAGAGGCUACUGGAGAUAUAGCAGAGAGUUUAUUCUCGGCAUGAGAAGACGCUGUACUCAUGUUCCCAUGCCAUCCCAGAUGCGUGAUUUCAACCGCCAGGAUCAGGGAGCUCUGACCUUUGCUCGGACGAAUGCCGAGCUUUUGGAAGACAAGGUGUCUUUGAAGACCAUGAUCAUGUCAAUAUCCGAAGAUCGUGUCAAGGAGUGGUGUACCCUCAAGACCGUGAUACUGGAAGCCUUUCUUGUCCAGAAACUUGGCUACCCGGCAGCUCAGCGGGCCAUACAAGAAGAGUAUGGCUUUGACGCAACCGUCACAGAGUAUCACCAGGUUUUGCGUCUCUGGUAUCCUCAGGUUCACACCAAACAAUACCGAAGAAGGUCCCUUGAAGAGGAAGAUGAUGCGACUGAGACUCCCGAUGCUUCGCGUAACAAUGACGACGAGCCGAUCAAUGGGUUGAUACUCGAUGACAAUAUCACUUCCACAACGGAAGACCAGCAACCUCCCAUCUUUUCCAACGGCCCGUCCAAGAGCGCAGACGGGAAGCCUAGCCCCGAAGCCGGCGUUGAUAAUGACUCUGACCAUGGCCUAGCCUAUGACCAGGCCGAUGAUGAUCUACAGAAGCUGCGGCAGAAUGCAGAAAUGGCGUCUGGAGAACUGGUCUCAUCCGAACCAUGCCGACUCGCCGGAAAUCUAGCGGAGACGACGCUUGCCCCAUCGGACAGCCAGGUCCAGAUUGCUCUCGACUUGACUCUCGACUUGGAAGAAGAGGAUCAUCCAGGAGGAGGAGAAGUUGAGGAACAUCGAGUGGAAGAAGAUGACGAUCCGCCGCCAUAUACACCAGAGGGAUGGAUCUGGCCAUGA